Molecule: messenger RNA, 1505 nt
Organism: Klebsormidium nitens
Lineage: Eukaryota; Viridiplantae; Streptophyta; Klebsormidiophyceae; Klebsormidiales; Klebsormidiaceae
Source: the annotation of a GenBank genome assembly
GGUGAAUCUGCUCAUGGCUUUUCCUGUCAGUGUAGCAAGAGAUUUAGGUAAUACGACGCAGCCUGCCCCUUCGUUAUUAAGUGGCUCCCUCGGCAAUCAAAGAAAGGUUCAAUCAAGCAGAGAUCUGAGCAACCUCGAUCACGGGACGGUGCAAGCAUCAUGGGAUUGUUCAAUCUCUUUGGCGGCCCUGAUGUGGGCAAAUUGGGCUUUGGCAGCGCGACCACCGCUCAGGAAGCGGUGGCGGGGAUUGAUCUCUCAGGAAAAGUCGCUGUGGUUACAGGUGGGAGCAGUGGCAUCGGUGUUGAGACUGCACGCGCACUGUCUUCUCAAGGUGCACACACGGUGCUCGCUGUGCGAAAUACAGAGGCAGGGCAGGCGACGAAAGCGGAUAUCCUCAAAGGCAGCCCUAAAGCCCAGGUCGAUGUGAUGUCUCUCGAUCUGAGCUCCUUGGAUUCCGUCAGGAGCUUCGCUAGCGAGUUCGAGAAAACGAAGCUGCCCCUCAACAUUCUUGUAAACAAUGCUGGAGUGAUGAUGUGCCCCUUUUCUAAAACCAAGGACGGUCACGAGAUGCAGUUUGGCACUAACCAUCUAGGCCACUUUCUGUUGACGGAUUUGCUGCUCGACAACCUGAAGCAGACGGCGAAGAAGACCGGCACGGAGAGCCGCGUCGUACUUCUUUCCUCCCGAGCACACCAUCGAACGUACGGAGAGGGCAUCCGCUUCGACAAGCUCAACAGCGAAGAAGGUUACAGUCCCUUUUCGGCGUAUGGCCAGUCGAAGCUCGCGAACGUGCUGCACGCAAACGAACUAGCGAAGCGCCUCAAGGCGGAGGGCGCUGACGUCACUGUGAACUCGGUGCACCCGGGGGUCAUCGCCACCAACCUUGGGCGGCACCUGCCGGGGCCCGUUCAGUGGCUACUGAAUAACGCAGUGAGGCCGUUCAUUAAGAAUCCCGAGCAGGGUGCUGCGACUUCGGUGUUCGUCGCUACCAACCCGAGCUUGAAGGGGGUCACCGGGGAGUACUUCGCGGACUGCAACGUCCAAGAAAAGUCGGCGUUUGGAAAGGAUGCGGCGUUGGGCGAGCGACUGUGGCAAGUAAGCAAAGAGUUGACCGCCAAAAAGUAGCUGAAGGGGUUGGCCACGCGUUGUCCUUAGACAGGGAGUAUUGGCCGGUUAUUUCUUGUUAUUUUGCAGGUAGUCAGGAAAAAGACGGCAUGCACGUUUCACGAUAUUGCUGCGCAUUGUGGUAUUAUAACAUGGUCAAAGUGAUGGACACAACGAUCAAGUUAGCAACACUCAAAUGGUCUAGGCUAGCGCUUGUGUACAUAAAUUAGCCUUACACUUUGAACAGGCUCUACUUUUGCCGACAAUACUUCGACAUUAUCGUACUGAGCAAGGCCAGUGAACAUGUUGUUGGAUAUUGAACGUGGAAACCUUCUAACUACACUGAGUGCCGUGCCGCGGACGGGGCCGGUCCGGGCAAGCAUUCGCAAACAUGACGGUAC